AUGGUCUCUACAACUCGAUCGCAAGGUAGCCACGGCUCGUCAGGCAAGAUCCUGACGGUUGAGGAGCUGCGUGCGAAUUGCUAUGAGACUGCCGCAAAGGCUGCGAGGCUGCAAAAGAUGGUCGACGACUUCGAAGUGACCACCUGCCCCAAAGGACACGGCGCACGGCGUGCAAGAGCAAAGAAGCAACUCCGCAAGGCUAAAGACCAGCUGUAUCGCACUGCUGUCAAAUGUUCUCGUCUAGAUUGCCCGCCAUUAUUACAAGCCUUGCAAGACCACCUGCCGCGAGAGCUGCGCGACAUGGUCUACGCUGAACUGAUGGACUUAGACAAUCCAGUGUUUGACAUCCGGCUAGUGGGCAGGAAUGUCACUGAAGGUCGAGAUCCUUACUACGUUGAUCCCGCCAUCGUCGGUAAAGAGGCGGCGCUAGAGAUUCUACAACUUCGUUACCGACGUAGCCGCUUUGACAUCCACCACGACGCUCUCAUAGAAAAGGUUCUCAAUCAAGAUGCAUGGAGGCAGGAUAUCCAACCGAAACGCUGGCUCUCCACGAUUCAUAUCCACUUGCCAGAGGACAUCUAUCAGCUUGAAGAGCGCAGAACCUUAUUUAGUCAGCGUUUCGAGUUGUUGAAGGAGCUCACCAAUACCCGUGCACGCAUUGAGGUAUUUUUCCCCAACAAAGAACGAUACUGGCAUCUCCAGAUUGGUCAUAUGCGUGAAAGAUAUCAGGAUCUACUUCCCACCGACCCGACUAUACGCCAAGCCAUGUUAGCUACUACUGAACGACUAUCAGCCUCUAAUAAUGGGACCGAGAUCGAUGCCGCUGUUCAUAACGAGAACGUGCAUAUCAUCAUGGAGGCCAUAUUCCCGAGCCUGACCGCCUUGAAGGCUCGAGGCCACCAGAUUCACUUGGACGAUAGGAUUAGCGGGUGGACAUGGACGGCGGGGGAGGGAAGCGCCACAUUCGCUGAUGCCUGGACUAAUCGAAGGCAGUUUCGUAAGGCGGAAGUCCGCGAGUACAUGAGGCUGUCUCUGUAUCAGAUGUACCCUUCGGGACGUAAUCUGGAUGCUGGGGAGAAGGCGGAGAUGAGAGCGGAGGGUUAG
This is a messenger RNA of Alternaria ventricosa, 1104 nucleotides long. RefSeq lists its product as uncharacterized. Bases 1 to 1104 code for a protein of 367 amino acids. The record is from RefSeq and is a predicted model, not a curated record. Lineage: Eukaryota; Fungi; Ascomycota; Dothideomycetes; Pleosporales; Pleosporaceae. The transcript has 4 exons.